Messenger RNA from Cyprinus carpio (common carp), 3810 nucleotides. RefSeq lists its product as uncharacterized. Lineage: Eukaryota; Metazoa; Chordata; Actinopteri; Cypriniformes; Cyprinidae. Bases 1138 to 3810 code for a protein of 890 amino acids. The record is from RefSeq and is a predicted model, not a curated record. The transcript has 2 exons.
CUGUAUUCCCGAACAGUAUAACCUGCUUAGAAAAAAUAAGUUAACUAUACUUAAAACUGUGAAACAGUUCAUUCAACUUAAAACUUUCAAGUUUGUUCAACGAUUUGGGCAUUUUAACUUCCAGGAACAUAAAUAAAAUAAGUAAAACAUGACGUCAUCUUAUUACCAUAGACUUAUUUUUGCCUCUUGGUAUUGAGCUUUAUUGCCUUCCAAUCUGCCAAUUCAACAAAGAAGAGUCUCUACACUCAAAAACAUUUAAAAGCCUUUUAAAUAGAUAAAUAUCAAUAGUAAAAUUGUAUCAAAUUGAAUUUAAUGAUCCUUAUAUAUUUUAAUUGAAUAAUUGAUUAGGGAUUGUUCAGUUAUUCAAUUAAAAUAUGUAUGGGUUAUUUAAUUCAAUUUGAUGGAAUUUUACUAUUAAUUGAAAAGCAUAAAUCUAAAUUGUAGUGUACUCCGUGCACUUUAUUUGCUAUUUCUAAAACAUAAUAGGUAAAACUCUCCAAAACAGACUAGUCAACAUGGCCAUCAUGAUAUGUCCGUUUAUUUCAUGACUGUAAAAAUAACAACGAAAUAAAACGAAUUACCAAAGCCUCAUUUUUGCCUCUUGGUAGCAGUAAUGAGCUUUAUCGCGUUCCAAUCUGCCAACGCAAAGGAAGAGUCUACUCGGUGCACUUUAUUUGCAUGUUUUUAAAAACAUAACAUACCAGGUAAAACUAUACAAAACGCAACAAAGAGUCAACAUAUCAUUCCAUGUCCGUUUAUUUCAUGUUUUACUCAAAUUACUGUAAAAAAUAACAACGGAGUAAAAAUAAUUCCCAUUUGAAAUUGAGCGCUCGGAUUUGAACUUGGAAGCCCGCCAUGUCAUGCAGGAGUCGUUGCCUCAACGUGGUUCUGUGGAAUCAGAAUCGUUCAUCAUCGUCAUCGUUUCUGUGUUUGCUGCGGUUUGUUUAGCGGCUAUAAUCUGGUUAAAACUUGUGAAACCAGAGCAUACAUGUGAGUAAAAUUACAAUUUGGAAUUUGGGGGCGAAAAUACAUAUGUAAAGACUAAAAGUAUGCAGCAUUUUAAAACCAAUAACAACUGAUUUUAGAGGUUGGCAUAGCUCAGGGUUUGCUUAUGUCUUGUCAUUGUCAUGAUUUUUCAUGAUGGAUUGGAAAUGCAGGUUAUGUGAUUCCUUCUCACUUACCCGAGCACAGUUACUUGGGCAUUAUGGUUUGCAACAUAGCCAUUUUUCAAAGGUUAGCCCUUUACCGUGUCUCUAUGACUCCUGCAUUUGCACAUUUGUUUCAUUCAAUGCACUAAAAAUUCAUGUAUCACGAUUUCACAAUGAGAAGGAUAAGAGGCAUGCAUGUCAAGAAAUCCAGGUGGUGUACACAUGUCCUUUAUGUGGGUUCAAGCAACCUUUUUCAGAAAAGAAUCUCUUUGGUCAUUUAAGAGGGCAUUUGAGAAGUCAUGAAAUGGUAACAUGUCCAUAUAAAAACUGUAGGUAUACGACAAAUGUUUACUCCUCAUUUAAUUCUCACAAAACCAGGGCCCAUGGAGUAGAUGUUAGUUCAGCUUGCUUGGACCUUUUUGAAGAUGUAGUUGCUGAAGAUGAUGGCUGUUCUGCAGCUGCGGAGCCUCCAUUUGAGGAUCCUACUCAGUCUGAGAAUGCAGACAUUUUGGAUAUUGUUGAUAUACAGUGUGACACAAGCCAAUUAAAAGCGCAACUACAACGCAAUUUAGCCUCUCUGUUUUUGAAGAUGCAGGCUAUACUUCAUGUGUCAGAUAUAGCUGCACAGGAAAUAGUAGAACAUUUGUGUCAGCUGUUUUCUUUGUCAAGGCCGCUGCUGAGAGAAGCAGUCAAUGACGUAUUACAGAGACAUUGCUAUACUGUGAGUGAAGCUGCUCUUGAUGAAAUUGUUAGUGUUGUUAUAGACAGUAAUGUUUUUGUCAGUGCAACUGCUAAAGGAGCAGAAUUGUCCUCAAAUAAGCGACGAAAAACCUUUAUUGAGAGAAAUUACCCAAUGGUUAUGCCGUUUCAGUAUGUUGUAGCACCUGGGCGCACAGCUGUUUAUGUCCCUAUACUGCCUAUGAUUCAGUUGUUGUUUAAACAUACUGAUGUACUUGACAGAAUUAAAGAAUCACAUUCUUCACAAUCUGGUCAAUACACAAAUCAUCGAGAUGGUUUGUAUUUUCAAGAAAAUGAGCUGUUAUCAGCAUCAGAGGAGUUUAAAUUGCCAUUGCUGAUUUACAUAGAUGAGAUAGAAGUUGCAAAUCCAUUAGGUACUUCGAGGAAAAUACACAAACUCUGUUCAGUGUACUGGGUACUUGCUGAUCUACCUAGCAAAUACCGAUCAGCUUUGCAUGUGAUACAGCUAGCUUUGCUGUGUAAAGUUCCUGAUGUCCAGAAAUGUGGCUAUGAGAGUGUGCUUGGCCCUUUAAUGCAAGACUUACGUACAUUAGAACAAGAUGGUGUGUUCAUUGAAUCUCUUGGUCAAUCUGUUAAAGGCACUGUUCUUUUUGUUGCAGCAGAUAAUCUUGCAGCUCACGGAUUGGCAGGCUUUGUACAGUCAUUCCGUUCAGAGUAUGUGUGCAGAUUCUGUCUGGCAACUCUAGACCAGUUUCAAUCGCAUGAAGUUGCUGAGGGUGAAUUCAGUCUGAGAACUAAGGUAACUCAUGAUCUGCAUGUCCAGAAUGUCUCCAGUAGAAAUGGGGAAAGUAAUUGUGGUGUGAAAGGGGACUGUGUCUUAAAACAAAAGCUGCAGUAUUUUCAUCCAAUCACUGGUUUCCCCCCUGAUAUUCUCCAUGACCUCCUUGAAGGUAUUGUGCCAGUAGAGUUGGCUUUAUGCAUUCAAAAAAUGAUUCGUCUGAAACACUUCACACUUGAUUAUUUGAACAGUAAAAUUGAAUCAUUCCCAUAUCAGCAUACAGAUAAGGUUGAUAGACCCAAGCCAAUUUCCAAAACUUAUACCACAAAAAUGACAAUAGGUGGUAAUGGUCAUGAAAAUGCUGCAUUACUUCGGCUACUUCCAUUCAUGGUUGGCAGUGUUGUACCAGAGGGAGAUAGUGCAUGGGCAGUGUUAAUGGAAUUGAAAGACAUUGUGGAGUUAGUGCUGUCUCCAACAUUUACUGAAGAGAUGAUUCAGUAUUUACAGAGUAAAAUUAGGGACCACAGGCAAAUUCUUCUUGAAGUAUUUCCAGAUUUUAAGAUUAGGCCAAAGCAUCACUACGUCGAACAUUAUCCAGAGCUGAUCAGAUGUUUUGGACCUCUUGUACAUUUAUGGACCAUGCGUUUUGAAGGCAAACACCGCUUCUUCAAACGGGUUGUGCACGAUACACAGAACUUUAAAAAUGUGCUGAAGACACUGGCAAGCAGACACCAGCAUAUGAUGGCUUACCAUCUAAGUGCGCCAGCGUUCUUCAAACCACAUUUGCAGGCAUCAACUGUGACAUCUGUUUUAGUUUCAACACUACCUGAAGUGGCAAUACAGUAUAUUAAACAGAAGACUGAUAGUAACACUAUAUACUGUGCAUCUCAAAUCACCAUUGAUGGGACAAAUAUUUCUACUGGGGAAUAUUUUCCUGCUGGUUUUGAAGCAGGGUUACCUCAGUUUUGUAAAACUGAGUCAAUCGUCCUUGUGAACGAUCAUGUGGCCUUCCUAUGCAGGGAGCACAAGUCCCAUUAUAUUGAACACCUAAGAGCCUUUAAUCUGUGUUUAGGUGAUAUAUCUGUUAAAAAAAUAACAGAUUUGAGUGAUACAUCCCCCCUUUCUGCCUACUGUAUAGAGGGCAAGUUGCUGUUGACGCCAAAGCGAUUUCUACCUUUACAAUAA